CAGCAGUGAUACAGAAUGAUAAGGUGACCAUCUCAGUGUUUUCCGGCGCCGGCGGUGGUGCUUCCCCCUGCCGCCCGCCCUUACGAAGGAUACUAUGCUCCUCCAUUUCCACCUCUCCCCUCCUCCUCUUCCUCCACGUCGACCCAAGCUCCUUGCCUGCAGCCCCGACCCCGUCAUCCGCACGACCGGAUUCGGUCCACUCCGUCCGCUCCCGCCCACCCUCCUCGCCUCCCCGGCCUUCGCCACGGACGCCGGCCUUCGAUUCCGUGAGAAGCUCCUCUACCUCGAGCACGACCUCGGCCUCGACUCCUCCCGCGCCCUCUCCCUCAACCCCUCCCUCCGCUCCGCCCCCCUUUCCGCCCUCCACUCCUCUGCCGCCGCCCUCCGCUCCUUCGGCCUCCUCCCCGCCGACGCCGCCCGCGUCUUCGCCAUGUACCCCUCCCUCCUCACCUGCGACCCCAGCGCCGACCUCCUCCCGGUCUUUCACUUCCUACUUGGUCCCGCCGCCAUCCCCUUCCCGGACCUCCGCAAGGCCGUCGCUCGCUGCCCCCGACUCCUUGUCUCCAGCGUCCCCUCCCAGCUCCUCCCCGCCCUCCGCUUUCUCCGCCGCCUCGGCUUCGUCGGCCGCCGCCGCAUCACCUGCCGCACCACCCUCCUGCUUGUCUCCAGCAUAGAAGCCACUCUCCUCCCCAAGCUUGACUACCUCCGCCGACUCGGCUUCUCCCACCAGGAGACACGCAGCUUGGUGCUCCGCUCGCCCGGUAUGCUCACCUUCAGUAUAGAGAACAAUUUCAAGCCCAAAGUCGAGUUCUUUCUCCAUGACAUGGGCAGAGACCUCUCGGAGCUCAAGGACUUCCCGCAGUACUUCUCCUUCAGCUUGGAGGGGAAGAUCAAGCCCCGGCAUCGCUUGCUGGCGGAGAGCCGUCUCCGGAUGCCGCUUUCUGAGAUGCUCAAGGUCAGCGAUGGCGAGUUCAUGAGUCGCCUGGUGGAGAUGCGGCUGAGUCCUGUUAAUGACAAGUUGUAGGCAAUCACCAUAUUUGUAGCAUGGAGGAGAAUGGACAGGUGAAGUCGAAUUGCCUCCCUGGUGGACAAGAAUGGACUAAUUAUGACACAUACAUAAACUAAAGAUGGUUGAACUUGAAUCUAGCCUAAGCUGCUGAAAAUUAUACCCGGUGAGGACCAAGAUGCACUGUGAUUAGUAAUUCUAGUUUGGAUUUUGUUUAUUUUACUUCAGCAUAUGCUUAGUGAUCGUUUUGGAAAUAUAGCUGCUAUUGCCUUUUUGUUUUAGCUACUCGUUAAGUUUGGUUUGCCAGCUCCUUUAAGAUUGUAUGCUCUUGAUUGUUAAAGUGUGUUAGAUGGAUCACUAAGGAGCUCCUUGAUAAUUUCAUCCGUAGUGGUACCUCUAUACAAUUCUGAAUGAAAGGCAAAUACUAAAGACGAUAAUGUCAUCAUAGGCAAUUACUAAAACAAAUGCAUUAUGUCAAUUUAUUGAGGUCAUGUUUUCUUUUUCACAUUUCUUUAGUAAAAAAAAUAUCGAUAAAAAAUCACUUUUUUUGUUCCGAAAAAAAAAAGAAUGCAAUUGGGAUGAUGGUGGAGGAAGUGAAAGAGAAAAAUUGUUGAUCAGAAUGAUAAGAAGUGCAUUUGUCUUGUCAGAAUUUACAUCUUUUGGAGUUUGUGACUGAUUAUUGAUAGAUUUAAAAGUUAUAGCAGUUUGGAGAGAAGCUUGAAUGAGCUCUGAGAGUUUGUCUGUGGAGUCAAAUUGCAAGAGAGAUCCUCAACUUUGUGAUGCUGAGAAACCUGUGUGAUGGUGGGAGAUAUGUCAAUCAAGAUGAGUGAUUUUAGGGGCAGCAAGAAACUAAUAUUCCCAGUCAACAUGGACUCAUGAAAUCUAGAUACUAAUCCAACAAAGGCACCCUUUAACUUUUGUUAGUCUGAGGAAUGACUUCUGUAGAUUCCAUAGAGGACUGUUCAAAUCAGUACAUCAUCCACUGAAACUUUCCUGGGAGUUCAGACAACCUAAGUACCAGUUAUCAGAUAGAACACUUGGUAUCACAAAAGCUGCACUAGUUACAUUGUAGUGACUCAUUGACACCAUAGCUUUUGACUCUUACUUACCCUUGUUCUUUGUCCUUGGAAAGGUUUUUUUCGAAUGCCAGCCUCUUGUGAGGAAGAGUUCUUUAGAGGCUUCCUGUGCAUCUCUCUGGGGAGGGCAUAUAUUCCCUUUCUGAGUCACUAGUCCUUAUCAUUGUCUGAAAGACCCACAUAGGUGAGGAUCACUGUUCCUAUGCCCUUCCAUGGACAUCGUCAUAAAUGAUGUCCUUCACAAUACAAGUCUUCCGUCUUGUUUAUGUCAAGGUUUUGAAUGCUGAGGCAAUUGGGUUGGUGUGGCAUUUCUUCUUUGGGGUCACAAUGGUUAGGCAAGUGGGACAGCACCUGAACCUGAGCUAAGUGCCCAAAGAAAAUGAACUUAAUGCACUACACUUUCUUCAUGCAAACUAAUGUGUUCUUUUGGUGGGACUCUUCUCUCUCCUCUCUUACAAUGCUUUUGCUAUGAGCACAUUAAUGUUCUUUUUAUUUUUGUAUCACAAGCUCUGUAUCUCCUCAGUAUUUAUACUGCUUCAGCAGAGAAGAGCUUUGGAUUUUGCUGACAGCCUUUCCUUUCACCUCAUUUACUUCAAGGGGAGUUUCACCUUGUCUUCCUCACAGGUUUUGGUGUUCUUCUGAAGUAAGUUUACGACAUGGUUCUUAUGAUCAGCAUGCUUUGUGCCAAAGAAGUGGUGGUCACCAUCCAAGACAACACUUGCAUGGAAGCUAGACAGUAGCUAUUGGGUUUAAUAGUUGCUAGUGACAACUAAUCCCAUUUUCCUUAUCAGUAGUGAAGCUUGUGAAUGGUGGAAGAAAAUAUAUUGCAAAGAUCUCCUCCCUUUCCUUGCUUUGGGUGUUGAGAAAAGUUGAGGAGCUCUCCUUUGUCUGAAAGAGAAGCAUCCUCUAUUACAUAACUGAUAAAUUCAAAGCUCCUCUUUACAUUUAAUUGUGCUUCCAACAACAACUGCUACUACUCCAUACUAAUGCAGUUCCUUUCUCAGGGACCUCUAUACCAUGCAGCUGAGAAGCCUCUUCUGUCAACUCAUCCCAUCAACAUAAAGUCAUGUGAAGUAUAUGGAAGUGGAUGCAUCAUCUUCUUGGGAGUUUUAGACCACUUAACAGAACCUGCUUCAUUCAAUAAGGUGUGUUGCAUAAGGAUCAGUGAAACACACACUGUUUCUCUCUGUUCUUUUGCCUUGAGCUUGUGGAGUCAGUACAGACACAGAACUACACUCUUCUUUUGUUCCCAAGUGCCAUGUAAUCUUGUCUUCCUCAUGUCUGCACUGCAAGUGUUCACUGUAAUGGAAAUGUCUCAGGCACACUGCUUUCAGUGGCCUUUGUUAUGCACA
Molecule: messenger RNA, 3434 nt
Organism: Musa acuminata AAA Group (dessert banana)
Lineage: Eukaryota; Viridiplantae; Streptophyta; Magnoliopsida; Zingiberales; Musaceae
Product: transcription termination factor MTEF1, chloroplastic-like
Exons: 3
Coding region: 95-1024 (309 amino acids)
Biological process (GO): regulation of DNA-templated transcription
Molecular function (GO): double-stranded DNA binding
Source: RefSeq, a predicted model, not a curated record